Laetiporus sulphureus 93-53 is the source of this 554-nucleotide messenger RNA. RefSeq lists its product as uncharacterized. NCBI's taxonomy places the organism in Eukaryota, Fungi, Basidiomycota, Agaricomycetes, Polyporales, Laetiporaceae. The record is from RefSeq and is a predicted model, not a curated record. The coding region runs from base 33 to 554 and encodes 173 amino acids. The transcript has 2 exons.
GCAUUCUUCCCUUGGUCCUCGCUGCAUUUUCUAUGGCCGCAAAUGCUGUGCCCAAGCCGGAGGAGCCAUUGAAUGAGCUCUUAGCGAGGCAGGAUGGCUGUGGCGAGGCCUCUAGAUCCGUCGCAUUUUUGCGGGGUUAUAGCCCCAGCGCCGAGGAUCACUUCUACACGACAAACUACCUCGAGAUGGAGAACGCAGUCAACAAUCUGGGCUACAAGCCCGAGGGCGAUGCCGGCCGUGUUUUCUCCACCCAAGUUCCAGCAACGAUCCCGCUCUACCACCUGUGGAGCGCGGGACUGCAGGACAACUUCUACACCACGUCCAAGUCGGAGGCACAAAACUCAGUCGGCUCCUACACCGGCGGCACAGAUACCAUUGCUGCGUUCGUCUAUGCUGACCAAGUCUGCGGCAGCAUCCCAUUCUACCGCAUGUGGAGCCCUACCGCGACCGAUCACUUCUACACGACGUCGAAGAGCGAGAGAGAUAAUGCCAUCAACAACCUCGGAUAUGUUGAUGAGGGUAUCCAGUGCUACGUCCUCCCUACCGAUGAUUAA